Messenger RNA from Aspergillus nidulans FGSC A4, 672 nucleotides. RefSeq lists its product as uncharacterized. The coding region runs from base 1 to 672 and encodes 223 amino acids. The record is from RefSeq and is a predicted model, not a curated record. NCBI's taxonomy places the organism in Eukaryota, Fungi, Ascomycota, Eurotiomycetes, Eurotiales, Aspergillaceae. The transcript has a single exon.
AUGGCCUUCCAACCCCUUACGGAAGAAGAGAGGCCAUGCGUCCUCUUCCGCGCCGAACACCGCAGCAACGCCAGUUUGUACGAUGGCUACAUCCUCCCACGGGCGCGGAGAGGCUCCGGUGGCGCGACGGUCAAUGACUUCCACAACCAUCUCGCCGGCGUCGGAACUGCUACUCCAUUUGUCUCCUUCGGAAGUUGGCUUCGCGCCAUGCACUGGCGCCAAAUCCUGCAGACACAGAACCGAGCGGACAUCAUGAUCAUCGCCAUCUGGGUCAAAGAUCUGCCUAAUCUAUACAGCGCGGAAGACGUUGCUCGGCAAUUGGGAUAUCCUGAAUCAGGGUCUGAGACAGAUCAGGGAGCGACAAUAUCCGCUCACCAUGACGAGUACCUCGUGGAAGGAGGCAUAGCGCCGGACGAGUACCGUAUCCUAGCCAUUUUCGACGGUGGCGGGCCAGACCGGACCGUCAUCUUUGAGAGCAGAUUCUACCAGAUCAUAACGACGAUACCUGACGAGUUCUUCCCCGGGAGAAGAUCGGGGAACGCCUUACAGGAUAUAGAGGAGGAGAUUUGGUCCCACUUGGGUGUGCGGAAUGAGGAGAAGCGGGAUGAACUUGUGAUGGCGAUCAGCAGGUCGCCGAGGGGUCCUUUGAUGGGCGAAAUCAUUUAUCAGUAG